AUGCAACCACCACACAUUCCUGCUGGCUCGCAGCAGCCUCAGCAACAAUCCCAACCUUCUUCCCAGCAGUCCUUCUCCAUGAGCCAACCUUCGUCACAAACUACGGGGUAUCGCCAAUACGCCGAGAAGGCUCAGAAGCCACAAAAUGAACAGGAUAUGGGGAUUUACUCGGCGGUUUAUUCGGGCGUCAAUGUUUACGAAAUGGAGGUCAACAACAUUGCGGUAAUGCGACGCCAAACCGAUGGGUGGCUGAACGCGACACAAAUUCUCAAGGUCGCAGGGGUGGAGAAAGGCCGCCGGACUAAGAUUCUCGAGAAAGAAAUUCAGACGGGGGAACACGAAAAAGUACAGGGAGGGUACGGCAAAUACCAGGGCACCUGGAUUCCGUUUGAGCGCGGGUAUGAGGUCUGCCGCCAGUAUGCCGUAGAGGAGCUUUUGAUGCGCCUUCUCACGCACAAACGAGGCCAAGAAGGCACAACGACCGAUGUGGACACUCCGACAAAGGAACAGGCCAUGGCGGCGCAACGGAAACGCAUGUACAAUGCCGGGUCGCAGGAGAACCGUACCAAUGGGUUGUCGGGGACGUUUUUCAAAAACAUUUCCUCGACCGCGUCUCACGCUAUUAGCGCGAUUAGCAAAGCCCGUUUCGAUUCUCCCGGUCCGCGCAACCGCAGCGGCCCGAGCCGCGCUCCAAGUUUUCACCGUCAAUCGUCAAUGCAGGAUGCAAACGAUUUCCCCGCCAAUUCACAGCAGAGCUUUGUCUCGGAUUAUGGUCACCCGGAUGCCGCGUUUGGAUCACAGACUUCACAGCCCCCGAACGGCGAUAACAACGAGCAGCCACCGAGGAAACGCCAACGAGUUCUUACGCCUGCUAACAGUUUUGGCGGACUGACCCCGACUUACCCCCACCUAGAUGGGUAUGCGGCCAACUACCCGGGCUCGCCCACGGAGCCGAACGAGUCGUUUAUCUACUCUCAAGCUGGUAUUCACGUCGACCAAGAACCCAACUACCCUCCAGGGCCGCUUCGCCCUCUCCCACACGAUAUGUCCCCCGAGGCCGAUGCUAGAAGGAGCAUGCUCAUGGGCCUGUUCAUGGACCCCAGCGGGCCGGACGAAAGCAAACGGAACACAUUGCGGAAUAUGAUUCCCCAGGAGCUCGAUGUCCCCAUUGACUCGCAGAGCCAUACCGCCCUGCAUUGGGCCGCGACAUUGACGCGCAUGCCACUCCUGCGGUCGCUGAUCGAAGCUGGUGCGAGUCCCUUUCGGGUCAACGCUGCCGGCGAAACGGCCUUGAUGAGGGCAUGCAUUGUCACAAAUUCGAUGGACCACAAUUCCUUCCCAGAGCUGCUCGAUGUUCUCGGGGCGACCAUCGAUGUGAGGGACGACAAGGGCCGCACGGUACUGCACCACAUAGCGGUAACGAGUGCUGUUAAGGGGAGGAACUCUGCUAGCCGGUAUUACCUUGAAAGUCUGCUCGAGUGGGUUGUACGACAGGGCAGCGCCCCAAGCAGCCAAAAUGUUCCCGGCAGUCUCCCUGGGCCGGCUAAGAUGGGUAUAGGGCGCUUCAUGAGCGAAAUUGUCAAUGCGCAGGACAGCAGCGGCGACACCGCUCUCAAUAUUGCGGCGCGAAUCGGCAACCGCAGUAUUGUGUCCCAGCUUCUGGAAGUUGGCGCGGAUCCCAACAUCGCCAACCGCGCGGGGUUGCGACCUGUUGAUUUUGGAAUUGGCACAGAUGCCGAGGAUCACCGCAACGGAGAUACGUCGGACAGGAACGGUGGCACUCAGGGGUCAAGCCAGAAGACCAAGGAAAACAGUGACGAGGUGGUUAAUUCCAUAACCCACCUCAUCACCGAGUCUUCAUCGUUGUUCCAGAACGAGCUCAAGAAGAAGCAAGAGUCCAUUGACACACUGCACACUUCACUUCGGACAACAUCCGCGCAAGUUGGCGAAACGCGCCGGAAUCUCGAGGCUCUACAGGACAAACUAAAAGCGCAACAACUCGCGAGACAAAAAGUCGUCAACUUCAAGCGCGCCUGCGACGAAGAAGAGCAGCAGCUCAUCCAGCUCGAGCAGCGUCACGGCCGCUUGGACGUGGACGCGGCUAACGCGUGGGAAAUGGAGCUGGAACAGGUCUUGGAUGAUGUCAAUGCGUUACAGAACCAACACCCAAAUACCGCAACAGAAAGCGUAAUUGGGCCCCAACUUGCCAAGCUCCCCAGCGCCACGGUUCUCCGUGCGCGCCUUCACGCCCUGCGCACGCAGUCGACACAAACGCGCCGGGCAGUGGAAACACUGCAGGCACGCAGCAAGGACCGGGAGCUCAAGUACCGGCGGCUGGUGGCGUUAUGCACGCGGAGACCAGAGACGGAGGUUGAUGCGCUGCUGGAUACGCUGACGAGGGCGGUUGAGUCGGAGAAGGGGGAGUUAGAGAUUGCUCGAGUUAGGCGGUUUUUGGGCGGGGUGGAAGGUGUCGCGUGA
This is a messenger RNA of Dichotomopilus funicola, 2478 nucleotides long. RefSeq lists its product as uncharacterized. Lineage: Eukaryota; Fungi; Ascomycota; Sordariomycetes; Sordariales; Chaetomiaceae. Bases 1 to 2478 code for a protein of 825 amino acids. The record is from RefSeq and is a predicted model, not a curated record. Gene Ontology annotation, cellular component: MBF transcription complex; SBF transcription complex. The transcript has 3 exons. Gene Ontology annotation, molecular function: DNA binding; transcription coactivator activity; protein binding.